Phalaenopsis equestris is the source of this 1282-nucleotide messenger RNA. RefSeq names its product putative casein kinase II subunit beta-4. Gene Ontology annotation, cellular component: cytoplasm; protein kinase CK2 complex. Gene Ontology annotation, molecular function: protein kinase regulator activity. NCBI's taxonomy places the organism in Eukaryota, Viridiplantae, Streptophyta, Magnoliopsida, Asparagales, Orchidaceae. The record is from RefSeq and is a predicted model, not a curated record. The transcript has 5 exons. Bases 236 to 1087 code for a protein of 283 amino acids.
AUUUGGAAACCUUUGCCUUCUAUCGACCCCAGUUUCCUCCACAAUCCAAAUCCCGGAGCGGAUCCUUCUUUUUUGCCGGAAGUUCUCAGGGCGAAAAAAAAGGAAGCCAACGUCAAAUUAACCUCUGAUUCUUGAGCGGAGAAGUCUAGGGUUUGGUGCGGAGCUAUAUCCUUUUCGGCAUGCCGUGGUGCGUCGAUUGACGGUGGAAUUUUCGGAGGAUCGAGAGGAGGUAGUGAUGUAUAGGGAUCGAGGAUUGGGAGGAGGCAUGAACGCGGCCAAGGCUGAAAUUGGCAGCCUUGAUCGGAAACGGAUCAACGACGCGCUAGACAAGCACCUGGAGAAAUCUUCGCCGUCGACAUCUCGGGGGAUUAACGGCAAAAAGAAGGAGCGGCUAUCGGUGGCCUCGACUUCAGCUGGGAAGCAUCAUGAUCACCCCGGCGGCCUCACCAAAAACAAAUGCUCCGAUGAAGAAUCCGAUAGCGAAGAAUCUGAUGUUAGCGGUUCGGAUGGAGAUGACACUUCAUGGAUUGCAUGGUUCUGUAGCCUGAAAGGCAACGAAUUCUUCUGUGAAGUGGAUGAUGAAUAUAUACAAGAUGAUUUCAACCUCUGCGGGUUAAGCAGCCAAGUCCCAUAUUAUGAUUACGCCCUUGAUCUGAUUUUGGAUGUUGAAUCUUCUCAUGGCGAUAUGUUCACUGAGGAACAACAUGAGCUGGUUGAGUCUGCAGCAGAGAUGCUGUAUGGCCUGAUCCAUGCUCGCUACAUUUUGACUGGUAAAGGAAUGACUGCGAUGCUCGAGAAGUACAAGAACUAUGAUUUUGGAAGAUGCCCAAGGGUUUAUUGCUGUGGUCAACCCUGCCUUCCGGUUGGUCAAUCAGACAUCUCUCGAUCGAGUACUGUGAAAAUCUUUUGCCCCAAGUGUGAAGAUGUUUAUUACCCUAGAAUCAAGAACCAAGGCAACAUUGAUGGAGCUUAUUUUGGAACAACAUUUCCUCAUCUCUUUCUAAUGUCGUACCCUCACCUGAAGCCCCAGAAGCCCACCCAGCGAUACAUUCCCCGAGUUUUCGGCUUCAAAAUUCACAAGCCCUGAUAUAAGACUCAGGAAGCAAGGCCCCAGUUCUCCCAGAAUGGAAAAUCCGCCCUUUUUUUUAAACCCCUUUUUAAUUCAACUUUUUAGCUAUAGCAUGAGGAAUUCAUCAUCAUGUUAUUGUUUAUUUUUAAUUAGCUGUAGACAAGAAAUGUGUGUAAAACCGCUGUGAUUGAUUAUUAAUUUGCUUGUGUCAAA